This is a messenger RNA of Ambispora gerdemannii, 1344 nucleotides long. NCBI's taxonomy places the organism in Eukaryota, Fungi, Glomeromycota, Glomeromycetes, Archaeosporales, Ambisporaceae. The record is from the annotation of a GenBank genome assembly.
ACUGCAUGUCUAUAUCGAUAUAAACGAAUGUAUAAUAAAAUCAUUUCAAAAAAUGCACCCAACUGGAUUCGACAGCCAACUAAAACUAACACGUCGAAUUUAUCACUACUACUAUCACCACUACAUAAAUCAAAGACCCGCAAUUUUAUCAUUUUGUCACGAAGAGAACGCCAGCAAAAACCGAAUACAAACACUUUUAUCGUAGUUCGUGGAGUUGGAACCUUUGCAAGAAAAUCGCAAUUCACAGAAAAAUUAGCAAAUGGACCCUCUUUUUCAGAUUUUAUCAUAGCUUCUUCUAAACCACAAGAAUUCUCGAGCGUUGAGGAGUCGUUGGCACUGACAACUACAACAAAAAUCAUACCCGACAAAAAGCCAUAUCAACGGCUGCCGGAAUGGCUAAAAACCAAAGUUCCAAUCGGCGCAAAUUAUAAACGAAUAAAGAACGAUUUACGUGGACUAAAUUUACAUACUGUAUGCGAAGAGGCCCAUUGUCCCAACAUUGGCGAUUGCUGGGGUGGCGGUGAGCACCAAACUGCUACCGCUACAAUAAUGUUAAUGGGCGAUGAGUGUACACGCGGAUGUCGUUUCUGCUCGGUGAAGACGAGUAGGACGCCGCAGCCACUUGAUCUUAAUGAGCCUGAAAAUGUCGCAAAUGCGAUUGCUAGCUGGGGGUUGGAUUAUAUUGUGUUGACAUCUGUGGAUAGAGAUGAUUUGCUCGAUGGAGGAUCAAAUCAUUUUGCGAAGACAAUACAACUACUUAAACAAAAGGCUCCCAAAAUAAUGAUCGAAUGCCUGACCGGAGAUUUCCAGGGCAAACUAGACGACGUCACCCGGGUCGCGUUAUCAGGUCUGGACGUCUACGCGCACAACGUGGAAACAGUCGAAGCAUUAACGCCGUUUGUUCGCGAUCGCCGUGCCACUUUUCGACAAAGCUUAAAAGUUUUGGAGCACGUGAAAUUUGUCAACCCGAGUUUGGUGACGAAAACUAGUAUCAUGUUGGGUGUGGGCGAGACUGAUGAUGAAGUGUUGGCUACACUUCAAGAACUUCGUAAAAUCGACGUUGAUUGCGUCACAAUAGGACAAUACAUGCGUCCGACAAAACGACACAUGAAGGUCCACGAGUACGUGGCUCCCUCAAAAUUCGAUUACUGGGAGAAAAUCGGGAACGAGUUGGGGUUCUUGUAUACUGCGUCAGGGCCGUUAGUUCGUAGUAGUUAUAAAGCGGGAGAGUUUUUCAUUACAAACAUUUUGAAGAAGCGGAGAGAACAGCAGCAACAAUUACAAAAGGUUAUUGAUACGGAGCAGUCACUUGCUGAUGAUCAUCAAAAUGGAUUAGUUGGAUGA